This is a messenger RNA of Trematosphaeria pertusa, 1062 nucleotides long. RefSeq lists its product as uncharacterized. The record is from RefSeq and is a predicted model, not a curated record. Gene Ontology annotation, biological process: secondary metabolite biosynthetic process; fatty acid biosynthetic process. The coding region runs from base 1 to 1062 and encodes 353 amino acids. The transcript is spliced from 3 exons. Gene Ontology annotation, molecular function: fatty acid synthase activity; phosphopantetheine binding. NCBI's taxonomy places the organism in Eukaryota, Fungi, Ascomycota, Dothideomycetes, Pleosporales, Trematosphaeriaceae.
AUGGUCACUAUUCUCAGUUUUCACAACAUUAAAAGGUGUGCACAUCGUGCAACCGCUGAUUUCUACGUGGAUUUCUACUACCAUCCUCGCAAUGCGGACGUGCGCACCAUCGCCCCCGAGGAGAUCGUAAAUCACCCUGACCAUCCUUCGUCCGCCACCUCGGAUUGGAACGCUUCUGGCCAGAUUCCAGUCACUGUACAGCCCGCCACUCAUGAAGUCAGAUUCAGUUCCGGAAAGGCUUACCCGAUCAUCGAGAGCAGCGACAUUGCUCAAUCUGUCUGUGAAUGGAUGAUCAGUAGCGGCGCCAAGUUCAUCGUUAUGGCUGGCUGCAAUCCGAAUCAUUUGAAGGUGUGGGCUUCUGUCAAAACCAAAUUCGUAGCAAGCGGAGUGACAAUGCCGCCUCUUGGAGGCAUUAUUCACUUGGGUCUCAUUCUCAAAGACGGAGCAUUUUCGACUACGUCUUUCGAAAAGCUUCAAGCGGUGGUCGACGUGAAGGCAAAGGGGAUCCUCAUUCUUCACAAGGAGCUCGCACAAGAGCAGCUCGAAUUUUUGUCCUCGCCUCAAGUCUCUCCUGACUCUGGUGUCAAUCCCGAGAUCAUAACCGGCCUGAGAUACACCGAGCCGGACGUCGUUGAGCGCCUCCCCUGGGGCAAGGAAUCUAUGUUUGCGCACCUGCACACGAACCGUUCUUCUUCCUCCGUCUCCACCAAGCCCCCAGUGCAGCCCCCCCUCCGCGAGCAGUUACGUGCGGAGCUCGCAUCUGCCACAAGGAAUUCGACCGAGAACUCGGUAUACUGCAUCAUCUAUUCCGCCUUCCUGCAUCGCGUCCGCGCUCUCCUUCUGAUCGACGAGAUCGACGAAGAUGUCAGCCUUAUCGAUCUCGGCAUUGACUCCCUUGUUGCGAGCGAAAUAGGGAGCUGGGCAAGAAAGGAGUUAGGGGUGCGGAUUCCCAAUUCGGUGAUCUUUGGGGGCGCGAGUGUGAGGGAUAUCGCAGGCGUUGCGGUGAGGGGGUUGGAUCAAACGUGGAUUUUAGAGAAGAACGAGGCAGUUGGAGGUAAAUAA